Daucus carota subsp. sativus is the source of this 5779-nucleotide messenger RNA. Its product is annotated as protein RST1. Gene Ontology annotation, biological process: regulation of post-transcriptional gene silencing. NCBI's taxonomy places the organism in Eukaryota, Viridiplantae, Streptophyta, Magnoliopsida, Apiales, Apiaceae. The record is from RefSeq and is a predicted model, not a curated record. Bases 108 to 5612 code for a protein of 1834 amino acids. The transcript has 25 exons.
AUAUAUCUGCUAGACAGAGCCGAAAUAGGGGAAUUGAAGGCAAGUCCAUACUAGUUCUUCUUCUUCUUGUUGAUAAUCGAAUACUGCGCAUCACUGAGCGGGUGUCAAUGGACUCCUACACUCCAUUACUGGAGAGAACUCGAGUUCCCCAACCCUCUAUUCAAUCCUACGCCGUUAUAUCCAUUUUCGACAAGUUCCGAUCCUCUCCGCCCCACCUGAUUGACGCCGGAAGAGAAGCAAUCGCUCAAUGUCUUCUCUCCUCUUCCCCCGCCGUCGUCGAUCAGUCCGUACGCCAAUUGUGUCGUCUCGUGAUCCAGGAGAAAUUCAAAUUGUCUGAUGCUUUGAUGGAGCUCCAAUCAGCCUUAGAAGCCUCCCAAUCACGUUUUGUUGAUGUGUUUGUCAAGGCUUUAGGCUUUCUCGUUCGCUUAGGCUUCCGGAAUCAUCCUCAUUCGUUUCGCUUUUCGUCUUCCAAUGCUCAUCCUUUUGUCAAGAUACUUUGUUGCAGGCCAGAGGUUCAAUCGGAACUUGUCAAACAAGUUGUUUUGUUUAUGGUGUCCAACAAGAGUAUUGGAAUGCUUAAAGUUUGUGAUUUUUUAAGCUCCUUUUUCAACUUUAUGACCAUAAGAAUGUCCGAUUUUAAUUCCUGUUGUCGAAGUCUGGUUUCGUCUGUGGCAUCUCUUUGCUGUUCAUAUCCUCUGGACGCUCUGCCUGUUAUGAAGCUGCUAGUUAAAUGUCUCAGAUUUUGUCCUAGCAAAAAUGAAGAAGAAAAUGUUUCUUACGUUUUGGAACACAUGGUGAAUAUGUUUAUUGUGGUUUUGCGGCAGCUGGUUGAGAUAGGAUUGCUUGUUCAUGAGACCCAGCUACAAUGUGUGGAACUUCUCGAAACCAUCUUUUCACUGAAUAUAUAUCUUGACAAGGGUUCCUGUAGGAGUGAAGCUGUGAUUGAAAUGUCAAGGCGUCUAGUAACUGUCCAGAACGAUCUUAGUUUGAGUUAUAUACCUGAAUUUUCGUCUGUGGUAUUAUCAUUAUUUAUUGCUCUUGUUCAGGAAGAGUUUGAGCACAAACAACUCUCCAUACUCCGAAUGCUUUUGCUUCUCUUGAAAUGGAAAGGUGAAAAGGGUAAUCUUGUUACUGAAUGUGUGGUUGAAGAACUUCUUUUCAUAUUUCCUCUCAUGAACCUCAUGUCCUCCCCUUCAAUAUCUGUUAAACAAGCAGCAACAAAUUUGCUUUCCAUGUUGUAUAAGUCCGCAACAAACUUGUUGGUUACACAAGCCAAAGAUCAAGGCAUUAGAAGGAAAAAACCACCCAUUAGCAGACCUGAGCAUAUCUUUUACAGGCUUCUGCUGCAUAUAUGGUAUCAGGAUCAAUUUUUGUCAUAUGCUUCAUCCAACUUAGUUAUGACGAAUGGUGAAAUUAAUAUGAAAGGAACAUAUCAGUUACCAAAGAGAUGGACUGACAUGAUGGCAGAGUAUGCACUUGGGGUCAUUGAAAAACAGAAGUCUUCCGUACCCAUCUCCCAGUCUGAGAGCAUCUUGCUCAAGGAGAUGGCACCAUAUCUUAGUGCUAUAAUGAGUGUUCUUGUCCUGCAUCGUGCCAUGGGUGCUUCAGCUGUAGAUCUAUUGGCUGUUUCUGGCGACAUGAACCCUAAACUUGGUGUACCACUGCUACUAGUCAUCUUAUUCUAUAAUAACAUAAACUGUGCUAAAGAUCGAGACUUCCAUCAGAUACUGCUAAAGCUUUUGGGGAUACUUCCAUCGCUUGCUUCGCAUCCUGCAAUGGUUCCACUUGUUGUUCAGACUAUAUUGCCGAUGCUUCAGAAUGACACGAAACCUGUGCUGUAUGCUACUGCCACACGUGUACUUUGCAAGACAUGGGAGAUCAAUGAUCGUGUAUUUGGGAGUUUGCAGAGCGUAUUACUCCCGAAUCGAUUUAUCCAGUAUGCAUCUCAAAGAGAUAUAUGUAUAAGCAUGGCAAUUUCUAUACGAGAUGUUUGCAAGAGAGAUCCUGAUAGAGGCGUGGACCUUAUUCUCUCUGUAUCGGCUUGCAUUGAGAGCCGUGAUUCUUCAAUUCACACUAUUGGCCUUUUAAGUCUUGCCCAUCUUUGUGAAGCUGAUGUAAUCGAUUUCUAUACUGCUUGGGGUGUUAUAAGAAAGCAUUUGCUCAAUUACUUGGAAAAUCCUAUUAUAUGUCACGGCGUUUCUCUUCUUCUACGAUGUGGUGCAAUGGAUGCUGCUGUAUUCCCAGAAGCAGCAAAUGAUAUAUUGCAUAUAUUGUGGGAGAUUGGAACCACCCUCCAUCCUGCUAGUGAAUUAAUGUGGACAAAGGCUCGAGCAGCUGCCUUUGAAUCAUUGACUUAUUAUGAGGUAUUACAUGUUCAGAACAGCACUCCAGAAUUUAGAGAGAGAACCAUGGAGUUGCUUACUGCUGAGACCGAUACCGAAGUGCUUUGGGCUAUGGAAAAAUUUGUCAUAAAUAUUAUCAAAUUUGAGCACCAGACAAGGCAAAGAUUAGUGAAGGAGAAACGGGUACCUCGAAAUAAAAUCGAGAAGUUGGUAAAUAUAUCUCCACAGCUAAAUUUCAAGCAAGGAGAUGAUAGAAAAAUUAGAGAUUUACCUGGUGCAGCUCUUUUUUCCCUUACCUUUACUCAUGAUGUGAACAAGCCCGGGGCUGCAAAAGAUCUGCAUGCUAAAUUUAGGACUGCAUUAUUGGACAUAGCAGCAUCACUCCAUCUAUCAAGAAAUAUUUCGGUUGCGGUUCUUUCCUUCCAGUCAUGGAAAAUUUUCAUGCAACGCUGGAUAAAGGAGCAGAUCAUGCUAAAUGACGUGAAGGGAUUAUCCACAUCAUUAAAUAAUACUAAUAAACCUGCUAAUGAUAUCUUGAAGAGUAUAAUACAGAUUGCAGAGGAGUCUAUUCCCAGAUUGGCUGAAAAUAUUGCACUAGCUGUUGGUGCAUUUUGUAUGGUUCUUCCUGCAUCGGCUCAUGCUGUCAAAUCUACUGCCUUAAAUUUCCUGCUGAAAUGGCUAUAUCAGUAUGAACAUGAAUAUCGCCAGUGGUCUGCUGCAAUAUCUAUUGGAGCAAUCUCAAGUAAUUUGCAUGCAACUGACUAUAAACAAAAGUUUCAAAAUAUCAAUGCACUUCUUGAGGUUGCAUCAAUCUGCAAAAGCACAUUGGUAAAAGGGGCUUGUGGACUUGGAUUGGGGUUAUCUUCUCAAGAUCUCAUUACCAGGGUAAAAGUUGAUGAUGAAUCUGACUCGCAUAAAGAAACAUACAUGAUGCAGGAAACAUAUCUGCUUGGACGGAUUGUGAGGGCUUUAUGCCAAAUGUUAAGCAAAAUUACUCGACUAUCAUCUGAUGCACUAGAAUUACAAAGCAUAUGUGCAUACUUUGGUCAAGCAACAGAUGCUGGUGAUUCAGAGAGCUUUCUCAUUAUCCAUGAUAACUUGGAGGAAGAUGUAUGGGGUAUUGCUGGAGUUGUUCUUGGUUUAGGAAAUACUGUUGCAGCAGUGUAUCGGACCGGAAAUCAUGACGCUGUGUGUAAAAUAAAUGGCUUGAUAAGUUCAUGGAUGCGACAUGUCAAUCCUUUAAUUAUUAACUCAACUACCAGCGAGAAAAUUGAAUUAGCAUUGUUAGUAGGAUCUUGUCUUGCUCUUCCUAAUUUAGUAGAUUUCUUCCAGAGAGUGGAUGAUCUUGAUGAUUCUGAACUGGAUAAUCUGAUAAGUAGCUUUAAGGAUCUUAUUUCUGAACUUGUCUCAGUUAACAAAUCAGGCGUACUUUAUCAAAGUUUGUUGUUUGCAUCCUGUACUGGAGUAGGAAACCUUUUGGCAUGCAUCUUGAAUGAAGGGGUGCAUUUAGUUCGAGUUGAAUAUGUUACUGACUUGCUAAUGUUGUUCAAAAAAUGCUAUACAGCCUCUUAUCCCCCUCUUGUCCAUUUGGGUGGGAUGCUUGGAAUUGUAAACAUAUUAGGUGCUGGUGCUGGUUUUCUGUUCCAACGUGAUUGUUCAACCUUUCUGCACCCUGUUCAUGAUCUCAAGAAUUCUUCUUAUAUUACGGGGUCUUUGCUUUCAAGUUCUGCUAUGGAGCCAAAUCUGGUGUCAUUAGUUCAGGACAUCUUUCUUGUUUCUCAAAAUCCUGAUGACCAACAACUACAAUCAUAUGCCGCAUGGGCCAUUUCUUUUCUUAGACAUUAUUUGUGGUACAGAAAUGUUAGAAAUGAAGAUGAUAACUCCCAGCGCGAUGCAGUUGGUUCAAAAUUUGUUUCUUCAAAUCCUCCAGACGACAGUUUAGUCAUGAAGCUCUCUUUGUGGUUAAUGAAUCACAGCUUCCCUGGGACAGGUACUGCUCAUGUUAACACAGUUUUGACUGCUUUACGAUGUCUUACUAGUGCUCCAAGAUUACCACUAUUAGAUUGGGGAGCAAUCAUCAGACGGUGUAUGAGACUCAAUUCUGUAGAUCAUGUAUUAUUACCCUCGGAUUCAGCUUCUUCAAGGAGAGUAUUUGUACGGGAGGAGUGCCUGUUAUUCUCUUUAGCCCAUGCAAAGGAAUUUGAUCCUCUUCUCAGCUUACUAGAUGAGUUGUCUGACUUGCCCAGGUUUAGGAUGCUCGAGCUAAAUAUGCAGUCUUUUCUGCUCUCUCGUCUUGCAGACAUGAGUAAGGUUUUUUCAGGUUCUAGGAUCGAAAAGCUAUUUGAUGAUGUGGCAAACUUUGUAAAACUGUUAGUUCCUUCACAUCAGCUAUAUAAUUCGGAACAGAAAAGUUUAUUAAGGAUUUCUUGCUGGAAGGGUCUUUCUUUAUGUUUAAUGGGAGCUACAGCUGACGGAGAAGAUCAUGUUUCUUAUAUGGAAAACUGCUUGAAGGUUCUGUUUUGUUCAACAUCUUCUAGUGCAGUAGUUGGUCAGGAUCAUUUAUCAGAGGAGUGGUCUGCUGCAAUUAAGUGCUUGGCACAGGCUCGGCAGCCUUGGUUACUUGACUUUUUUAAGGUCUCAGAGGUGGAUUUCAGAUCUGGAGACAUGUACUUUCUUGAAGUAAAGAAAAAAAUUCAAGCAACAUGCAUGCUAGCGCGGACCGGUUCCAUUCCAUUGUCUCAUAUUGGAAGCCUGAAAGCAUACAUGCUAAACACCAGAUCACAAGAUAUCUGGGAGGUGCUAGUAGAAGUUGCAGCCACCCUUCAAAAUGCUGAUGGAAGCAUUAAAAGACAGUGGGUUCUUGAUGCUGCUGAAAUUAGCUGUGUAACCAGACAUCCGUUGACGGCGAUGCAGUUCCUUGGCCUGCUAUGUGGCAGCUUCAGCAAGUAUAUGCCUUUUCUGAUUGUUGACCGGAUGACUGUGUUAUGUGACUUUCCAGUUGCUCUUGCUUCUCUUCUAUCAGAAACUAGCUGGGGCAAUGUAGCAGAAUCUGUAGUUUCACUUCUGUGGUCAACAACAGAACGGUUACAUGAUUGGGUUACAAACACGGAAAUAGUUCUCAGUGAUUCCCCAAUUUCCCAGUCUAUUGACCAAAGUGAGGAUUCUAUGGCUGAUUUUCUCUUGAAGUUGCUGCAUCAUACAUGCGUUUCUCUGAAAGACUAUCUGCCGAUGGAGAAGCAGCUUAGUCUUGCUAACAUGGUUAUUCCUUAACCCUUCAACUCUCAGAGGACCAAAUUUACGAAAUUUAGAUAGAAAAUAGUUUACUAAUUUCUGUAGCUAUCAUUAAAUAUGAUCAGAUGUUAUUUUGUUGUAAAACUAGAAGUAUAUAAAAGAUGUGGCAAAAAAAAAAAAGAAGUAUAUAAAAGAGAUUAGUGUGA